GGGCUGUAAGUCGAAGGGGUUAUCGACGGAGAUACCUUUUAAAAACUAUUUAAGAUAAGCGUACACUUAACGAGCAAAGAACAUAGAGUACCUUUGUUUAUUAUCCGAAACCAACAAGUAUUACCUCAAUAUCUACCGCUUAAUUAAGCAGAAUUCAUCAUUAUCGUUUAUACCAAUGUCUUCGAAGCAGCUACACAUUGGCGUUUUCAUGCCCUCAAGCGUGCAACUACUCGAUCUGGCAACUGUCGAUGUUCUCGCCUCAAUGUCCAAGGAAUACCUUCGCCUCCUUCCUCUCCCCGCACACAUUAGUGAAAUAGCACCCAGCACAAAGAUUACCUAUAUUACAUCGCCCAAGUUGUUUCCAACCGUAAACUUAACUGCAGAUCUAUCCGUCCGUGCAUCACACACGUACGAAGAUGAUGACGUUAGUCCCGGCAAACUUGACAUUAUCGUCGUGCCUGGUACAGAUCCAGCGGACGAAUUUGAAGAGGCAUCGACAAAGUGGCUAAGAGACCAUUUCAACACCGUGGGCGUUGAUGUAUUGUAUUCUCGACGGCCGCCGGGCGGGAUAACCAACGGCAAUGAUCUCAUGGCUGCGUAUGCUCAGGCACAAAACAAAUAUUGGCCAAACUCGAUCUCUAAGCUGGGUGCGAUGCUGGUCGAUGUAGGUGAUCGACCCCAGAUUUACCAUCAGAGCCAGCGCAAGUUCUUUAUAGUAUUCGCAUGGCAAGUUGUCCAGGGCUGGCUUUUCAGCAUGGUACCAUUUGGGAAAGGUAGUGGCGAAGAUACAUCUAUUUAG
Molecule: messenger RNA, 799 nt
Organism: Fusarium oxysporum Fo47
Lineage: Eukaryota; Fungi; Ascomycota; Sordariomycetes; Hypocreales; Nectriaceae
Exons: 4
Coding region: 176-799 (207 amino acids)
Source: RefSeq, a predicted model, not a curated record